AGCCCUUUGAAGGGGAAAGGGGAGGUCACUGCUAAACCUCGAUUAUGAGUCGCUAAUUACCGUCCUUGGAUAGGAAUAACAGCAUGCGAAGCUUGACCAUCAACGUGCUUUAAAGUGUCUCCAAAUAGAGGUGUAAAAAUCAUCACAGAGAUUAGCAAUGUUGCGUCAAGCAGCCAAGAGGAAACAAGAGAAAUGUGCCUCAGAAGUGAAAGAACUGACAAAAACAGACCAUGCUGUCAAUUUACAUCCAGAAGCAAUACCUUUAGGUACAACACCAUAUCAGAAUGAGGAGGAAUGGCGUGUGGAGCGACAAGUUUUGGGUGGAGAAGAUGAAAUCUUGGAAAAAUUGGCUCAGACUGUGAAACCACUGUCUCAAAAGAAGAAAAAUGCUGCAUCCAUCAAUGCUGUGAGCAGACGUCCAGCUUGGGAUGACCCUGAUGAUCUGGCAGUGGUGAAAGUCAAGCGAAAGAAGAAGAAAGAUGCAAAAUGGAGCAAGGCAGUCGAAGAGAUCAGCGGUCAAGAGUACAUCAACAAGCUUAAGGCUCAAUUUGAGAAUGUGACCAGUGGUACUCCAUCAUGGGCAAAACUGCCUUCUGAGCGUCAAGACUUGUCAGAUGAGGACAGUGAUGUAGAUCAGUUGUUGACAAGCACAGGAACCUACCUGGCAACAUCAUCUGCACUGUCUUCUGGUGCUUUACAAAUCAAGCGGUGCCGAGAUGCUAAUGCAGAGGCUCCAAGCAAGGGGAGGUUGAGCAAAGUACAGUUUCACCCCAGUGCCCAAGUUCUUAUGACAGCCAGCAUAGAUGCAUCACUUCGUUUCUUCCAGGUUGAUGGGAAGAAUAACCCAAAGAUUCAGUCUGUGUUUUUGGACAACUUCCCCAUUAUGUCUGCCAGUUUUAGUGCUGGAGGUCUAGAGGUUAUCAUGGGAUCCAGGCACUGUAGCUUUUACUGGUAUGACAUGAUGGCUGGAAAAGUGGUCUUUGUGCCAAAGAUAAAAGGUUUAGGUGAGAGAAACAUGGCAAGGCUGAAGGUGACACCAGAUGGUCAAUUUAUUGUCUUUCUGGGAGACUGUGGCCAGAUGCACUUGUUAUCUGGAAGGACAAAAGAGUGGAUCCACACAUUCAAGAUGAAUGGUACUGUGGAGGACGUGGCAUUUUCUGCUGAUGGAUGUCACAUGUAUUCCACAGGAGGAGAUGGCCAGGUCUAUAUCUGGGAUCUCAAAACAAGAGACUGUAUUCACCAUUUUGUGGAUGAUGGAUGUGUUCAUGGAACUUGUCUUGCACUGUCUUCAGACUCUCAGUAUUUGGCUUGUGGUUCGAACACUGGUGUGGUCAACAUAUACAAUACCAAGGACUGUCUUUCCUCUGCGUCACAUAAACCACUGAAGUCCAUCAUGAACCUCACUACAUCCUGCACUUCAUCAGUCUUCAACCCUUCAACAGAAAUUUUGGGCCUGGCUUCAAAUUUCACAGAAAAAGCCAUCAAGCUGGUUCACUUGCCAUCACUCACAGUUUUUUCCAACUUUCCUGAAUUUAAUGAUACAAAGCUUCACAUCCCAUGGACAAUGGACUUCUCUGUCAACAGUGGUUACAUGGCUGUUGGUAAUCACAAGGGAAAUGCACUACUGUAUAGGUUGCAACACUAUGGAAGCUACUAAGCAGCUGAAGUGAAUGACUUCAAAAGAGUAGUGCACAAAAAGAAAGCAAGAAACAAUGUAUAUAUUGUUCAUUUGAUGGCAAGUUUUUAACAUGGAGUGCCAAUCAGAAAAACAGUUUCUUCAAAUGUGCUUUUAAUGCAUGCUUUCCUGUAGAAUAUUAAUAAAUUUAUACACAAGUAACUUU
Pomacea canaliculata is the source of this 1841-nucleotide messenger RNA. RefSeq names its product U3 small nucleolar RNA-associated protein 18 homolog. The transcript has 14 exons. The record is from RefSeq and is a predicted model, not a curated record. Gene Ontology annotation, cellular component: small-subunit processome; Pwp2p-containing subcomplex of 90S preribosome. NCBI's taxonomy places the organism in Eukaryota, Metazoa, Mollusca, Gastropoda, Architaenioglossa, Ampullariidae. Gene Ontology annotation, molecular function: protein binding. Gene Ontology annotation, biological process: rRNA processing. The coding region runs from base 158 to 1657 and encodes 499 amino acids.